This is a messenger RNA of Peromyscus leucopus (white-footed mouse), 1140 nucleotides long. RefSeq names its product apolipoprotein F-like. The transcript is spliced from 3 exons. Gene Ontology annotation, biological process: cholesterol metabolic process. Lineage: Eukaryota; Metazoa; Chordata; Mammalia; Rodentia; Cricetidae. Bases 112 to 876 code for a protein of 254 amino acids. The record is from RefSeq and is a predicted model, not a curated record.
CAUCCGAUCUGGAAGGCAGCCACUCCAGCCACUGGAGGGGACGCGCUGAGACAGGACCACCUCAUUCCUCUGGCUGCUGCCUUCAGGACAGGGCUGUUCUGCUGACCCACCAUGAUCCAGGCUGCACUGCUCCUUGGCUGUGUCUUGCUGUCCUCAGUGGCCGCCUUUCCAAGGAAUACCCAGAAUGGCGCCCUGCCCCCUCAGCGGGCUAUCACAGAGCCUGAACCUACAUCACAUGUGAUCUCCGGGAAGAUCCCUGCUCCAGCCCCUGGCACCUGCCAGGACCUCCUGUACGCAGCCCCCUCCUUAGCCCCCUUGCCUGAGUAUUUGUCCCUCUUAGCACUAAGAGUGGCCUUGGAGGACAUUGGCUGCCCCACCGAGGCCCACUCUCUGCAGCUUCAGCUCAGUGGGGUGGGAGGAAAAGACAACACUGAAACCCUGAUCCUCGAGAGUCAAAAGCUCAUCAAGGAGCAAGGGACUGGCGAUAACGAAGCCAUUCUGAGGGGUCUGGGGGGAUCCCCUGGGGAACUGAAGAGGGUCGGGCGCUCAGUGACCCUGCCUGAGACAUGCACCUCUGAAGAAGGCCGGGUGUUGUAUGAACUUGGAUCUGUGUUUGCUGAAUUUGCUGAGAAGCUCCCUUCCAUUGAUGUGGUGAGAGAGUUCAAGGCUUCUGCAGCCAACGUCACCCAGAAGUGCACCAUUGAGUCUUGGGAACAUUUGGAGCAAGUACGCAUUAAGAUGAUGAAACACCCAGAAGUUAGGAAUGCCACACUCUCCAUAGAAGAUGAAAUAUACAUUGCUGCUCGGUUGACAGUCAUUCUGAAUCGUUUUUUUGCAGGCCUUCUACUAAAUUAUUUUCAGUCUUAUUUUGGAUAGACAAGGCCUCAUAGGUGUCACGUCUACUUUCUCAAAGUCCUUAGUAGGUCUGCAUGCAGAGACCAUGCAUAGCAUGAAGCUAGAUAAUGGCAAUAUUUUAUGAUUUAUGCAUUUUCUUCCUUUGAACCUGCUGAGCAGACACAUCGUUCAGUUCUUAAAUGCUAUGGGUAUUGCAAUCUCUCUCUUCAACUACUUAACACUUACUAAAUCCCCCAAUGAAAUCUGUACCUUGAUUGUGUUCAUUUUCAUUUGCUUUGAGAUAUG